Seminavis robusta is the source of this 861-nucleotide messenger RNA. The record is from the annotation of a GenBank genome assembly. NCBI's taxonomy places the organism in Eukaryota, Bacillariophyta, Bacillariophyceae, Naviculales, Naviculaceae.
AUGACCACCGCGACAAGACAAGUGUGGGAGGCUCUUGGUGCUUCUUUGUUUGGAUGGCAAGUCAGUCGCGAAACCCUUUUCGGGAAACAUAGCGUUCAAGAGUUGGAAAGCAGAGGAGUUCUCUUUGUGGAAACGACUCAAGACGCAACCACCCGCGCUAAUGUCUUGACGAUUGUGUUUCCUUUAAUUUUUCUGACCUAUAUUCUCCAAAAAACUUUGGAUUGUCCAAUGCUGUUGCGGCACUUUGACGUGCCGUCGAGCUCUGAUGAAAACGAACGAAACACGCUGGCGGUUCUUCUCUUAAAGUGCAACGGUCUCCGUACGCUGGGCAUUCCUAUUACAGUCGACGCACUGCUCCCCGGCUACGCUCCAAAUCUCUCCUGGCGAGCAACUCCAUUGGAGUUUGAUAACCGGUACUUGCGGGCAAUGGAAAAUCAGAUUACCUUGAAAACAUGGCAUGAUUUUGAGCUUCAAAUGCACACGGGCGAGGACGGAUUUUUUGUCAACGCCAAAGGCGCCACGUUUUCUGAUGGGCUCAUUAUUCCCAAGAAAGCCGAGAAUGUGAUACUGGUUCAGGAGAAGCAGGUAGAAGUUGCGAAGAAGAAGGCAAUCGACGAUACCACUGUGCCUAGCUUCGGGUAUGACUCGGUGAAAGAGGAGCACAAUAAGUGUGAUGUCGAGACAUCUCAUUUGUUUAUCAUGGUGUCCGACAAAGAUUUCAAAGCCACGGAUCGCGGCCAGAUCCAGAGCAAUGAGAUUAUUCUGCCGAGGAACGAGCGUGAAAAAGCUCUUGGUCCUCUCUUGGCGCUUUUGCGCCGGCACAAUCAUGCACCUCGUAUUGAAAAGCCUCGCGGCGAAUGA